AGGAGUAGGCAGAGCAGCAGGGCGGAAACAAACUAGAGCAAGGGGGAGAGAGGAUGAGAGAGAGAGAGCGAGGUGGGAGGUGAAAAUAGAGCUCAAAAAAUACAGAAGUCUAAAGUCAUUCGGACGUUGCUUUUGAACACACAGUACCCUAACUGGUGCUGCCUGUGUAUGUGUUUCCAUGGUGAUGUCUGGAGGGCAGACCAGCGGAGAAACUGCUGGUGCCAGGCAGCGACGCAAGACCUCCCCGAGCCCCGAGAGAGAGGAUCCGGAGGGACUUUCCAUACCACCCCCUCCCCGCAAACUCUCGCCAAUGUACCCCAAGGAAGAGCUAAGCAUGGGGGUCAUCACCUCCUCUGUCAACUACCUGGAUGGAGCUUAUGAGUAUUCAAACCCAACUCAGACCUACAGCACCUCAUCACCCACUGAGCCACCUCCUCCUCCUGUCGGAUACUACCCGGCUCCCCCGGACCCUCACGAAGAACAUCUGCAGUCUUUAGGCACAGGAUCCAGCAGCCCUUUAAUGUUUGCACCCUCCAGCCCUCAGCUGUCCCCGUAUCUCAGUCAUCAUGGAGGUCACCACUCCACUCACCAGGUGUCGUACUACUUGGACACCUCCUCUAGCACAUUUUACAGGUCGAGUGUGGUAUCUUCUCAGCAGACAGGUGUUGGCCUGUGUGAGGAUCUCUGCAGUGCUACAGACAGACAGGAGCUAUACAACGACUCAAGAGCAACAGGAGGGUUUGAUGGAGCAAAAGAGACACGGUUCUGUGCGGUGUGCAGUGACUACGCAUCUGGCUAUCAUUAUGGAGUCUGGUCCUGUGAGGGCUGCAAAGCUUUUUUCAAGAGAAGCAUUCAAGGUCACAAUGACUAUGUCUGUCCAGCGACCAACCAGUGCACUAUUGACAGAAAUCGCAGGAAGAGCUGCCAAGCAUGCAGACUACGCAAGUGCUAUGAAGUAGGGAUGAUGAAAGGAGGUAUUCGUAAGGACCGUGGUGGCCGAGCUGUCAGGGGAGUAAGGAGGAGGAGUGGUAGUGAGGAUCAUGACAAAAGCUACAAUGAUCAGCCGGGUCGUGCAAAGGCAGCUCCUCCACAGAACAAGAGGAAGAGAAGCAGUGGUGGGGUGGUCAGUGCUUUAUGCAUGGCACCGGAGCAGGUGCUGGUGUUACUCAUGGGGGCAGAGCCACCCGCCGUCAGUUCAAGACAGAAAUAUAGUCGUCCAUACACAGAGAUCACCAUGAUGUCCCUUCUCACCAAUAUGGCCGAUAAAGAACUUGUCCACAUGAUAGCUUGGGCUAAGAAAGUACCAGGGUUUCAGGACCUCUCUCUGCAUGAUCAGGUUCAGCUGUUGGAGAGCUCCUGGCUGGAGGUGUUAAUGAUUGGACUUAUAUGGAGGUCUAUUCAUUCGCCUGGAAAACUCAUCUUUGCUCAGGAUCUCAUCCUUGAUAGGAGCGAAGGAGAAUGUGUUGAGGGGAUGGCUGAGAUUUUCGACAUGCUCUUGGCAACUGUGGCUCGAUUCCGCAGCCUCAAACUUAAGUCAGAGGAAUUUGUGUGUCUCAAAGCCAUCAUACUUCUUAAUUCUGGUGCGUUUUCAUUCUGCUCCAAUCCUGUGCAACCACUGACUGACAGCUUCAUGGUGCAGUGCAUGCUGGAUAACAUCACUGAUGCCCUUAUUUACUGCAUCAGUAAAUCAGGUGCAUCACUACAGCUGCAGUCACGCAGACAGGCGCAGCUCCUGCUACUGCUCUCCCACAUCAGACACAUGAGCAACAAAGGGAUGGAGCACCUAUACAGAAUGAAAUGCAAGAAUCGAGUACCUCUGUAUGACCUGCUGCUGGAGAUGCUGGAUGCUCAACGGUUUCAAACUUCAGGGAAGGUGCAGCGACCCUGGGUAGCAAAUGAGAAAGAUCCACCCUCUACACCCACAAACAGCAGCGCCAGUCCAUCCAGAGGCUCGGGAGUCAUGCAGCCCAAUCUUGCCCGAGUAUGCCAAAGUCCAGACUCCUGAGUUAGUUUCUGUAAAUUAUAGCUAGUAUUUAACAGCUGAACUAAGGAGGACUGUGAUUGAUUGCAAUGUAGCUGUCCACUAAUUAAACUGGGGCUGAUAUGGUCCCUGUUUGUGCCUUAAAAAGAUUACACCUUAGAUUCAGGUAGAUCUAAGCCCAACUUCACAUCAGAAAAUAAUAUGUUUACAGCCUGAUACAAAAGUGUUUUUGGUCUAUAUAGCUAAUUUGGUCGCAUAACCCUACUGAAAAAUCUUUUAAGGUGGCGUAGCUGGUUUAAGCUGGUCCUCCCAGCCUCGCAAAGCUGGUGAGUCAGCUGGUCUUCCAGCCUGACCAGCUUGAAAAGUGACCAAAACACAUAGACCAGCUUGCUACACCAGCAAUACCAACUAAAAACAAGCUGGGAGACCAGCUAAAAACAGCUCACCAACUUAUGAUAGUCUUAGCUGGAUUUUUCAAUAGGGGAGUAUGAAGUGCCACUGCUGUAACUACAGUCGGGCUAGGCGGGUGUGGUUUCAGCAACCAGCCACCUCAGCUUUACCCAUUUUCUUUAUUUUUAUUCAGAAAUGUCAUAUAUGAAAUACAAGUUAGCAUAAGCUUUACCCAUUUUCGGUUGUCCGCAAGUGAUUCGCAGUAAAGCGCGGCCAAGAUACAUGCGUGCGUCACGGUCAUACGUCCAUUUUUUACAGUUGGUUAACACAAGCCCAAGAUAUUUUCACGCUUUAUUCUACGACGUAAAACACACCAAUAAUAUCCCCACUUGUGGUUUUUAAAUCUUUUAAAGGGCGUUGCUAGGAAGAUGCGGGACGUUGUUGGGGAUUCUAAACGUCAUCACGCAUAAAGAUCUAAAAAACAACGCAAUAUGGGCACAAUUCCAAACAAACAUUCACCCUCAGAGCAUUUCCUUAUAAGGAAACUUGUUUUUAAAUGCGUUUAAUAAAGAAAUGCGUUUAAUAAAGUUUAAAAGCUGUCGGAAGCGUGAGGUGAUGACGCUGUAGCUUUUCGGUUUUAGUAAAUUUUUAAAUUCAUAAAGUCGCGUUCAUCUGUGAAGAUUAUCUUGUGUUGGACAAAACCUGUAAGUGGCAUAAACUUUAUAAACAGAUUAUUAUUUUGCGAUAAUCUAAAAGUCUAUGGGAAAGGUGAAUGGGCUUUUGGCGAGUGUCCCGCUACUUCCGGGUUGACCUACUGGUAAUUUGGUGAAUUGCAUUAUAUUUAUUAACAAUUUCUGCAGAAAGAAAUAUAAUAAUUGAUAACACUCUUAAGUCCUUACAAAUGAUUAUUCAAUCAAUUUAUUUUAAAAAAAGUUUUAUAUCACAGUCUAUUCUGAUUUGUUCUGACAUAUGCGUUAUAGCAAACGAAAGAACCUAAAGGAACAGAAAAAUUUACAAUUUACUAAUAUACAUAAUUUACCUUCAUGUCAUCCCCGAAGUAUAUACACACCUUUCUGCAGUUGAAGAAAUCGGACGGACAUGCUACUAUAUUACACUACAGUAAUAACACUAGCUGUGUGUAACUACAAGCAGCUCCACAUAAUAAUUACAUCUAGUUCAUUAGUUUUGCUUUCUAAACACACAAGUAACAUGAGACCUGUAUUGUAACCGAACAUAAAAUGAAACCAGCACAUGAGCGCCGCCUGCAGGGCAGCCUGAAAACAACUUAAUAUGUAAAAAAGUAUUUUCAUAAGUUGCAUAUCAGUGAUUGAUUAUUACAUAUUAUUGCUAUAUUUUUAUUAAAUUUUACUUUGAUAAAACUUAACUUGACUAAUAAAAUGAAAACACAUUAUCUCCGUGAUCAGUCCUAUACAUUUUGUGAAAUUAACAAUGUUUACUUAUGGUUUGGUGAGUUUUGCCCAAAUCGUAUUUACAAAUGAUGUGUCUGCUGUAACAGUGGUGUCAUUGCUUUGAUUGUAUGACCAGGCCUAUGAAAGCCAACAUUAAAUAAGUCUUUUGUGGUAUAAUCAUUGAUAUGUUAGACACUUAAUAUAACAGAAACUACCUGCCUACUUUCUGUUAAUUUUGGUUGUCAUUGUUGUGUGCUGUAUAAAAUUAUUAUGUGAUUCUGAUGAUGUGAUGUUUGUCAAAUUUAUCCUGUCAUGCAUGUAUUUGUUUGCCGGUUAUUAACCAUGCACUUGUCAAAUACAUUUCAGCUUUAAUUUCCCAUGCUGUGAAAUAUUAUUUGUAAAGUUUUGAAUUUAAUUUUGAAUUACCUUAAUGUGAAAAUGUAAAUGAGUCUCCAUUAAAUGCAUAAAUAUAUAGUGUUGAUAAAUAAAAAUACUUCUAAAAUAAUAGUUAUAGCUCUGUAUGAACAGACCAUGCAGAAUUAUAUCUAUUAAAUGAAAAGAUGUAUUUUUAUUGUCAGCAUUAGCAAACUGUACAUACAUAAAUAGGCAUAGACAUUGUAAUCAUAAUUAAUGUUUUUGUCACAUCAUACCACACAAAUUAAAAUAUCGUAUGUAGAUAUAAAUCAGUAAAAAGCACACAUUUCUCAUACCUGUCAGUGAUUGUUUUGCAUUUGUGGAAAAGAAACUUGUAAAAUCCAUGCCACAAAAUAAAAAAAGUUGAAUUGCCAUGCAAAUAAAGUAUUUAAAUAAUACUGAAAAUAA
Molecule: messenger RNA, 4602 nt
Organism: Paramisgurnus dabryanus
Lineage: Eukaryota; Metazoa; Chordata; Actinopteri; Cypriniformes; Cobitidae
Gene: esr1
Product: estrogen receptor 1
Biological process (GO): steroid hormone receptor signaling pathway; regulation of DNA-templated transcription
Cellular component (GO): nucleus
Molecular function (GO): zinc ion binding; steroid binding; nuclear estrogen receptor activity
Source: RefSeq, a predicted model, not a curated record